Messenger RNA from Wasmannia auropunctata (little fire ant), 1913 nucleotides. RefSeq lists its product as uncharacterized. NCBI's taxonomy places the organism in Eukaryota, Metazoa, Arthropoda, Insecta, Hymenoptera, Formicidae. The coding region runs from base 1209 to 1688 and encodes 159 amino acids. The record is from RefSeq and is a predicted model, not a curated record. The transcript has 4 exons.
AGGCAAUCAACGUAAGUCCCGGCUUUUCUUCCACCUUACCGCUCGCCAGGAGCACGUAAGUAAAAAGUCAUUUUCCUUAGCGGAAGACACAUUCCGGAAAGUCCGACGAAUCUCCACGCAGAGGCCACCAUUUUGUACCCGGACCGUGAGAGAAAUAAAUUGCCGCCGGGCAAAUCGUAUUUUAUUUCGCGCUGGUAAACACGGUGAAGUGAGUUUACGCCUGACAGGACAAACAGUUACGUGUAACGAUAUUAAUCCAAAUGAACGUUUACUUGUCGGCAUAUUUCUCUCUCUCGUACUCGCGACAACGGGAUUAUUUUUGGGACGCGUCCCGCGAUGUGAAGUUAAACGUCGAGCGCGCUUAAAUCCACCAAAACGACGACGAAUCGAUUCUCCGCUCGAAUAACAACGAAAAUAAAAAUAAAAAAAAGAGUCGAGACAAUCGACGAGUGAAAUGACGAGACGCGAUCGAGGAACGUUUCGUUCGAGUCUGAAUUUACGAACGUCAAAAGCGUGAGCACUUUCGCGAAUUAUUGUGAGAAGGAUGAAAUUACUACCGCGCGAUGAUUGUGGCAAUUCGUACGAGGUCUACAAACUAAAUGUGUCAUCCCAGUUCUCCUUUGGCGAUAAUUAGUGCGUUGUACGAGUUACCGGCUGUGACGCGUUCAAAUUAGAUUCGUGUUUACACGAACGGCGACGCCAGCAAGAGCGUCGUGUCGGCGCUAAUCAGAAGAUACAUCUGAUUAGAGAGUCGAUGCAGUUCAUUAAUUAACAUAGCGCGUCCCCCGGAAACUGAUCUUAUACGGCAAUCUGCACUGAGAAAACUUAAUACCGUCGGAUAUUAGAAGUAUAAUUUCUCUCUCCCCGGGACUUAUCUUCUCCGGUCGAUCGAGAUAAAUUCAGCUGAAAGAGCGGAAUAGGGACUUCCUUCUCGCGCUCGGAGCCGAGAGGUUGGAAAAUGUUUAUGCCGCGUACCAACCACCGAGGAAGAAAUUACGCCGAGAUCGUCGGUACUAGAAAUUCUAGUCGCUUGAUUAAUCGCGCCGGCCUUCGUUUAAACGCGGACAAGGACGCGGGACGCAAAGACGUUUGAACGAGAAAUCCACGAGAGCUCUGAGAUAGCGGAAUAUUCUUGAUUAGAACAUUAUCUGACGAUUUCCUGAGUUAUACAGAUUAAUGGCUUCGUCAAAUUGCAUACGCACGAUCUAAUGACAGUGCAAAUCACAUGUCAUUUAGAAGACAACGAUCACUUCAGCGAAAAACGCAGCACGAAAGAAGACUCAAAUACGGGAAGGCAGAAGUUAAAGGAAGAGACGCCUUCAAAGAAAUCGGAAGAGAGAGGGACAGCGGCGGUAGCGGUUAUGUCUAGGAAGCGCGUCGGCCGCGAAAGCCAAGCACGUUUUAUUAUCUCGAAAGCUAUUUUGCCGGCUGCCUACUCGCUAAUAGGAUUGUCACUCGCGUGCCUUUUGCCGGGACCUACGAUGGCGGAUAGUUCCAAUUCCCGGUAUCGCGAACCGUCGUCGUCAACGGUUCAAGAUAUUCCGGGUCGCGCCCCCGCCAACUUCGUGCCUCAUUAUCCGCUUCGUUCCCCGAACGCGCGUCCCCGCGGCAAGAGGGAAAAUGGAAAAAUAGGCCGUGGAGAAAAAAAACAGAACGACCUGGGGAAGAAAAUAAUCCGCAGACGGUAACGAUCGCGCGAAUUAUUCUCCCUUCGUCGCUGCGUCCCGUAAAUUAAUACGAUACCAUAUGGACAGCCGCGGAAAAAAAAAACUCGACCUCGAAGGAAAAGAGAAAGAUAGGGAGAGCACAUCGAGAAUUCAAAGCACGAUUUCUAAACUUUUUCGAUGGCUCAAUUUCGCGGGGAGACUCGACACACCCCGACCACGCCCGCCUCGCUCUCGCGACAAUUCGCU